Molecule: messenger RNA, 3253 nt
Organism: Canis lupus familiaris (dog)
Lineage: Eukaryota; Metazoa; Chordata; Mammalia; Carnivora; Canidae
Gene: DEAF1
Product: DEAF1 transcription factor
Exons: 12
Coding region: 9-1706 (565 amino acids)
Biological process (GO): regulation of transcription by RNA polymerase II
Cellular component (GO): nucleus
Molecular function (GO): DNA-binding transcription factor activity, RNA polymerase II-specific; DNA binding
Source: RefSeq, a predicted model, not a curated record
GAGUCCGGAUGGAGGACUCGGACUCGGCCGCCAAGCAGCUGGGCCUGGCCGAGGCGGCGGCGGUGGCGGCCGCGGCCGCUGUGGCGGCGGCGGCCGCGGCCGCGGCGGGAGGCGAGGCGGAGGAGCCGGUGCUCAGCAGGGACGAGGACUCGGAGGAGGACGGAGACUCCGAGGCAGAGCGCGAGACGCGGCGGGUGACGGCCGUGGCGGUGAUGGCCGCCGAGCCCGGGCACAUGGACAUGGGCGCCGAGGCCCUGCCCGGCCCCGACGAGGCCGCCGCGGCCGCAGCCUUCGCAGAGGUGACCACUGUGACCGUGGCCAACGUGGGUGCCUCCGCAGACAAUGUCUUCACCACGUCCGUGGCGAACGCCGCCUCCCUCUCGGGACACGUUCUGUCUGGCAGGACGGCACUGCAGAUCGGGGACAGCCUAAACACCGAGAAGGCCACGCUGAUUGUGGUGCACACGGAUGGGAGCAUCGUGGAGACGUCAGGGCUGAAGGGGCCGGCCGCUCCUCUCACCCCAGGCCCUCAGUGCCCUGCGAGUCCUGCAGCUCCCGGCCAGGACAGAGGCGGGACCAAGUAUAACUGGGACCCGUCGGUGUAUGACAGCGAGCUGCCCGUGCGCUGCCGCAACAUCAGCGGGACCCUGUUCAAGAGCAGGCUGGGCUCAGGAGGCCGGGGCCGGUGCAUCAAGCAGGGCGAGAACUGGUACAGCCCCACGGAGUUCGAAGCCAUGGCAGGACGAGCCAGCAGCAAAGACUGGAAAAGGAGCAUCCGCUAUGCGGGCAGGCCGCUGCAGUGCCUCAUUCAGGACGGGAUCCUAAACCCUCAUGCUGCCUCUUGCACCUGUGCCGCAUGCUGUGACGACAUGACCUUGAGUGGUCCGGUCAGGCUCUUUGUCCCCUACAAAAGGCGCAAGAAGGAGAACGAGCUGCCCACAACCCCCGUGAAGAAGGAGCCCCCCAAGAACAUCACGCUGCUUCCCGCCACGGCUGCCACUGCCUUCACCGUGACCCCCUCAGGACAGAUCACUACCUCGGGCGCGCUGACCUUUGACCGGGCAUCCACAGUGGAGGCUACCGCCGUCAUCUCUGAGAGCCCAGCCCAGGGCGACGUCUUCGCGGGAGCCACGGUGCAAGAGGCAGGUGUGCAGCCCCCGUGCAGGGUCGGCCAUCCGGAGCCCCACUACCCCGGCUACCAGGACAGCUGUCAGAUCGCGCCGUUUCCAGAAGCUGCGUUGCCAACGUCUCAUCCCAAAAUAGUGCUGACCUCCCUGCCGGCCUUGGCGGUCCCCCCCUCCACCCCCACCAAAGCCGUGUCCCCCGCCGUGGUGAAUGGGCUGGAAAUGUCCGAGCAGCGGAGCUGGCUGUACCUGGAGGAGAUGGUCAACUCCCUGCUGAGUACGGCGCAGCAGCUCAAGACACUGUUUGAACAGGCCAAGCAGGCCAGCUCGUACCGGGAAGCCGCCGUGGCCCAGGCCCGAGUCCAGGCGGAUACAGAGCGCAAGGAGCAGUCCUGUGUCAACUGUGGCCGGGAGGCCCUGAGCGAGUGCACCGGCUGCCACAAAGUCAACUACUGCUCGACCUUCUGCCAGCGCAAGGACUGGAAGGACCACCAGCACAUGUGCGGCCAGUCGGCGGCCGUCACUGUCCAGGCGGACGAGGUCCAUGUCACAGACAGCGUGAUGGAGAAGGUCACCGUGUGAGCUGCGGGUCCCUCCACAGUGCCGCGGGGCUGCCGCAGGUCAGGGACCUCGGGGGACGUUAAGGAGAAGAAAACACUUGCUGGUCAAGUUGUUAACAGACUUUUAGUGACUGCGCCGUCGGCAAUGAGCUCCCGCCGCCCGGAAGCCCGAGGGAGGCCGGGGCAGCGGCUGGUGGACGCAGGCCCCAGCCCUCGGCGCCUUCUCACGGUGCUCUUUUUUAUCGCCUGGAUCGUGAGCAUCUGGUCUCACCCCGGUGUGUCGUGUGCUGUGACACACGUGUACAUAACGUGUCUGUCAAUAAAGCUGCCGUGACUCCGGCACCAGCUUCCUGGGUGCCCAGCAGGUUGGGAGGGCCUCGGGUCGGGUUCUCCUGACCCUGCGGUUUGGAGGUCGCAGCCCCCAGGCGUGGGGCCCGCCGGAGCGUCCUCCCUGUGGCCAAGGCGGGAGCUCGGCAUGGGCACCACCCCAGGCGCGUGGGCCGCUCCUGUCCCAUCCCUGAAGCAUCGGCACCAGGUUGGACCCCAGGGCGCUCGGGGGCCGGCACAUUUGGGCCCUGGGAACAGGACCUGCCUCCCUGCUGACCAGCACUGGCGCCCGAGGACCAGUCCCCCACGUUCCGGAAGCUUCUGUUUCUGGAAAUGCCCUUGUGGCUGUGGAACGCCUGACCCGCCGUCUCCCUGUUUCCCUGGCUCUCCCAAGGCUCGGAGCGAAGAAGGCAAGACCCCCGUGAAGAGACGCACGUCCGUGGGUGGGCAAGCCGGCAGCCGCCAGGACCCUCUGCAACGUCGCUUGGUUCCACGCUGGCCUCAAGUUUCUGUGAGCCGUAUGCUCGGAGGUCGCCCCCAGCCUGGCACCCUCCCUGGACUCCUACUUCCAGAAAGUUCCAAGUCUGCAGAACCCUGGAGCCUUGGCUCUGGGACACGGCCACGGCAGGGGCUGAGGGGGCCCGGGGCGUGGUAGGAAGGGGGUGUGAGUGCCCAUAGGGCCUGGGCCAGCCCCCGCUCCCAGCUCUGUGGACCACGCAGCUUCUCGGGGUUUUCCUUUCCCAAGUGUAACACAUACCCGAGCCCUGUGCCCGCCGCCACCUCCCGGAGCUGAAGGCCGAGAAGUCUGCGUGGGGCCCGGGCUGAGGACGGGCGAUGGGGCACUCACCAUCCCCCCGCGGGGCGCCCUCCUCAGCGCACGCCUGGGGGUCCGUUCCCACAGGUGGAACAAGCCGGAGGGGGGCACCUCGCAGCUCUUGGCGGGUCCCCGGGUCCCCGGUGCGCUGAGCGUCGGGACGGCAGGGAGAGGACCGCGGGGGACCCACACGUCUGGAAAUGCUCCAAACAUGGACCGCCGGGCCGUCCCCACCCUGGGGGCACUGGCGCUCCUCCUGGCGCUGGGGGCCCUGGCGGGGGGCGGGGGUCCAGAUCUCAGCUCAGCCAGGGCAUCAUCUCAGGGUCAUGAGCGCAAGCCCUGCCUCGGCCUCCGCGCAGAGCAUGGAGCUACUUGAAAUAAAAGGAUGGAGCCCUCAGGACUGCACGUUCUGGGGACAGUUUUCUAAA